Peronospora farinosa is the source of this 1041-nucleotide messenger RNA. Lineage: Eukaryota; Oomycota; Peronosporomycetes; Peronosporales; Peronosporaceae. The record is from the annotation of a GenBank genome assembly.
AUGACCAGAUUCGAGAUGAACAUGGGCGAGUCUUCGGUGGCUCCAGCGGUCUCGCUGGAGCAUUCUGAUUUCCCACAUCUCACCUCGGUGGAGUGGCAGGCACUACAUCGCCUCGCGGCGGUGUCUGGUGAAACUAUUGUGACGUCGCUGCUGAGCACAGCGACGCCUGAUGAUCAACGUGCCGCCAUCCAAGACUUUAUGGUGCGCGAGCUCGCCGAAGCGAAUCGGCGAGUAUUGACUCCCUCGCGCACUUCGCACCAUGACGCUAUCAAGAUGGAGACGUCAACGUACUCCGGUGAUGGUCCGGAUCGUCUCCCCCUCAAUCGCUGGUUUCGCGAGGUGGAUAUUGCAAUAGCGUCAAGAUUAAUUGACGCUCCGACGGCCAAGGUCAAUUUCCUGUUGUCUCGUCUUGCCGGCAAAGCCAAGGAAUGGGCCCUCGGAAAGCUCGUCGUAGAUGAGUCGGCGUUUCCUACGCUGGACGAUAUCCAGCGUGACUUACGACUGGCUUUCGAGCCUCCUCAAGAUGAAUCUCGCUUGCGUGCAGAUUUCUUCUCACUCCGACAGGGCAAGCUGUCGAUGCGUGACUACGUGCAGAAGACACGUCAUCUUGCUUCGUGCAUUACCACGCAGCCAAUUGACAUGGCUUCACAAGUCCAUGUCUUUAUCUUUGGUAUGCAAGAGGGCAUGACGCGUUACUGCCUCACACGUGCUGAGCCAAAGUCCCUCGAGGAGGCAUUUGCCCUCGCGCUUCGUGAGGAUUACACUGUCGCGUCGUCGUACCUGCACGCAGCGUCACAACAUUCCCGGAUGUCUGGCCCAGAGCCAAUGGAAAUUGAUGCAAUUGAGUCCUCUCGUGGUCGCGGCAAAUCAUUAAGCCGCGACAUUCGCAAUCCUAACACGAUGAAGUGUUUUCGCUGUGGUAAAACAGGCCAUCGUGCGGCUGUCUGUCGUGCACCUGCGCCGGUGACGAUGAACACAGCUGUCUCACGAGGAGACGCUGUGUCGUCGGUGGUCCCGCCAAAAAACGAGCGGUUCCAGUAG